AAAGGAGCGUUGGGACGAGCUCCGUUGUCCAGGGAGGCCGAGGGCGAUGAAGGAAGGAAGAGGGCGGGGGACUCGGUAGUCGGCGAGCGAGGCGGGGCUUCGAUCGAUCACGCUUCGGCUCUGGCUCCUACCUCGGAUCUCUACCCCGCCUCCUUUCCUUAUUAUUCUCCACGCCCUUCAUCCCUCCCUCCCUGUGCCGUUGCCUCACUAGGAUUUGUCAGCCUAGGGGUACGAAGUCCCAUUUGGAAUGCCAAUGUUCCUCAUGCGUUCUCCACUUCGGGUCGAUUUGACUCGCUAUCCGCUCUUGCUGGUGGAGAUGGCGGGUUGCGGAGAGUAGUUUGGUUGUGAGUAUUUGUUUGGAGGAGAGGGGAGGAUUGAAGGUGGAGAUUCUGUGUGGAGAGAAGCAGAGGAGAAUUUCGGAGUACUCUGUUGGCAGUUGGUAGAGUCUGGGGAGCGUGGGGGUAGUAUAAGCAGACUGAGCGUAGAAGUGCAAAGAAAGCUUGGGAGUACGGUUGGCGGGGCGCUAUGUGCUAAUAGAUGAAACAUACAUUUUAAAUCCCUGACUAGGAGGGGUGGAGAGAGAGAGAGAGAGAGAGAGAGAGAUGGAGAGUUGUGGAGACAUUCCAAUAUGUUCUUGUUUGUUUCUGAAUUCGGGGAAUAGGAAAGAAUGAGCGAAUUUUUAUUUUUUGUUUUUUAUUAUUUUUUGUUGGCGUGAGGAAAUUGGAGCUUUGAACUAAUCUUGCGAUUGCCGAGUGGAAUUUUUAGUUUCGUUAACGGUAGAGGUUUAAGUUAAAAGUUGCAAGAAAUUUCUUACGGUUAAAUCUAGAGAGUGACUUGUCGAGUUGGAUUGAAGUGUGUGCACGUCGGUUCAUCAUACUAAGAUGAUUGCCGCGGCCGUCUUUUGACGCACCUGCCGGUGGAUUGGUACCAUUUGCUGGGACAGUCGAGGUUAGCGACAAUGACGGACCUACCGUGUGAUGCAGACGGAAAAUGCAUGGUAUGCAAAAUCGUGCCACCUGACAGCGAUGCGAUAAUGUGCGGUAGUUGUGCUAGUCCGUGGCAUAUGCGAUGUCUGAAUCCUCCCAUGGAAUUUGUGCCUCUUGGCGACUGGGAUUGUCCUGACUGUUCGCUUCCACCCACUAUCGCCACACCUUCGGCAGUCGUUAACUCCGUACCCGAGGCCUGUUUAGUGAACAAGAUUCGUGCGAUUCAAGCUGACUCAACUCUCUCUGAAGCUGAGAAAGCAAAAAGACGGCAGGAGCUCAUGAGCAAAGGGUUGAACGAUGAAAGUUCUGCCAAGUUGUCUUCCUUGAAUGUUGAUAAGAAAAGUGCUGACGGGAAAAAGCGGAACGCGACGUUAGAAAUGAUGGAUAAUAGCCUGAAUUGUAUUUUCUGCAUGCAGCUUGCUGAAAGACCAGUAACUACACCUUGUGGUCACAAUUUUUGCUUAAAAUGCUUUCAGAGAUGGGUCGGGCAAGGUAAAAAGACGUGCGGAAAAUGUCGAAGUGCGAUUCCUGCUAAAAUGGCAAGCAAUCCUCGCAUUAAUUCUGCUUUAGUUAUGGCCAUUCGUAUGGCCAGGUCAGUCGGAAAUAGUAAUGGCGGUCCACCAAAAACUUACACAUACCGUGAUAACGACAGCAGACCAGACAAGUGCUUUACGACCAGCCGAGCGGUAAAGACUGGGAAAGCUAACGCUUGCAGUGGUAAAAUAUUCGUCACUAUUGCACCUGAUCAUUUUGGGCCUAUCACAGCUGAACAUGACCCUACUCGAGGUCAAGGAGUUUUAGUCGGGGAAUGCUGGGAGGAUCGCAUGGAGUGCAGGCAGUGGGGUGCACAUCUACCUCAUGUUGCCGGCAUUGCGGGGCAGUCUGAUUAUGGGUCGCAGUCUGUUGCACUUUCUGGCGGUUACGAAGAUGACGAAGAUCACGGCGAGUGGUUCUUGUAUACAGGCAGCGGUGGGAGGGAUUUGAGUGGGAACAAGCGCACCAAUAAAGAACAAUCGUUUGAUCAGAAAUUCGACAAGAUGAACGAAGCAUUACGAGUUAGUUGCAAACAUGGUUUCCCUGUACGCGUUGUGAGGUCUCAUAAAGAGAAAAGGUCCGCUUAUGCUCCAGAUGCAGGUGUAAGAUACGAUGGUGUGUACAGGAUCGAGAAGUGCUGGCGUAAAAAGGGAAUUCAGGGUCACAAGGUGUGUCGUUAUCUGUUUGUCCGCUGUGACAACGAGCCCGCACCUUGGACAAGUGAUGAGCAUGGAGAUCGUCCCAGGCCUCUUCCUGUCGUUGAAGAGCUAAGAUCGGCAACUGAUGUCUUUGAAAGAAAAUCGUCACCUGCCUGGGCUUAUACGGAAGGGGUAGGAUGGGGAUGGUCCCGGGAACCUCCGGCAAGCAAGAAGACCUCGGGCAGUGGACCAAGCGAGGCAACCCAGAAACGGAAACAGCUCAGUGUUCAGCAACGGCUACUAAAAGAAUUCGGUUGCAAUGCUUGUCGGAAAGUACUCAAUCAGCCAGUCUCCGUGCCUUGUGGGCACAAUUUUUGCAAGGGGUGCUUGGAUUCUGUGUUUGCUGGUCAGGAUACUUCGCGAGAGCGAAAGGGUGUUUCAGGUCGCAGUCUUAGAACGCAGAAAAUAGUUAAGCGUUGUCCCAAUUGUAAGGCAGAUAUUACUGACUUCCUCGUUUCGCCCCAGAUCAAUAGGCAGAUGGAAGAGAUAAUACUGACCCUCCAGAGUAGUGCGAAGGAUGAGCAAGGAAACGAUGCAGUUGAGGAUGACGAUGGAGGUGAAGGUUCCAUACCAGAGGAUGAUGACUCAACAGAAGCUGAGGCGCAAGAGGAAACGAAAACAGCUACAGUGGAAUUGGCCUUGCCCAUCGUUGCCAAUGUUGAAGAGUGUCACUCUGAACCCAAGGUGUUUACACCUGAGCAUCCUUCAGUUCCUUCGAAUGACACACCUGAAAACAUUGCGGAAUCAAACGACACCGGAGAUCCUGCCCUGUCUGCACUUUGUCAGGCUUUUCCUGAUUAUUCUGAAGAUCUACUCCGUGGUAUGCUGGCUGAUCAGGGUGGUGAUGUCAUGGAGUUGAAGACAGUACUUCUUGCGCUUCAGAAACAACAGAACCAAGUACAAUCUCGACAGCGAGGUAGGAUUAAGAAGGGCUGUUCUUCUGGAAGUGAAAUAUUAUCAAAUGGAGGCAACAGUGUCGCGAAAGAUCUACUCGAAGAGGCAAAUGUCGACGGAAGUGCUCACAGCAGCAGCGAUCAAGUUGAGAAUGACGUGCUGAAUGGUAAUGGGCUUAAUACUGGAGAUUCUACGCAGGCGGAGAAGGCCAACAUUCCUCCGAAGAGACAACGGGAAAAUGAAACCAAGUCAAAUAGCCGCAAAAAGAAUCGUCCUCCUCUGGUUGAAUUGCCACGUAGAAUCUCUCGAAGCCGUGGAUGCAAGGAGACCAAAGUCAGUCAUGUAGAUCUAACUUCAGAUGGUGAUUUUCAAUAGAUUGCUAAUUAAUGUAGUAAUUUUGCAUUAUGGUGUUGUCUACAACAGGGCUGUUGUGUGCCAAAAGUGGCGCACUUCCCUUCUUGAAUACGAGAACUAAGUUCCUUUCAUGGCCCUAUUAAUUGGAAGUUCUACCCGUUCUCAUUAAUGGGCCUCUGGCUUUAUGAACCUACGCAGUUCCCUAAACCAGUUCGUAUGUACCAGCCGUCUGCAGGUAAUGUAAUCCACUGAAACAGAUGAGGAAAGAUUCAGAAUUUUAAUCA
This is a messenger RNA of Physcomitrium patens, 3750 nucleotides long. RefSeq names its product E3 ubiquitin-protein ligase ORTHRUS 2. The record is from RefSeq and is a predicted model, not a curated record. Gene Ontology annotation, molecular function: ubiquitin protein ligase activity. NCBI's taxonomy places the organism in Eukaryota, Viridiplantae, Streptophyta, Bryopsida, Funariales, Funariaceae. Gene Ontology annotation, biological process: protein ubiquitination; negative regulation of gene expression via chromosomal CpG island methylation.